Messenger RNA from Salarias fasciatus (jewelled blenny), 1308 nucleotides. RefSeq names its product RAB3A interacting protein (rabin3)-like 1 (gene rab3il1). Lineage: Eukaryota; Metazoa; Chordata; Actinopteri; Blenniiformes; Blenniidae. The record is from RefSeq and is a predicted model, not a curated record. The coding region runs from base 292 to 1077 and encodes 261 amino acids. The transcript has 9 exons. Gene Ontology annotation, biological process: exocytosis. Gene Ontology annotation, cellular component: Golgi to plasma membrane transport vesicle. Gene Ontology annotation, molecular function: guanyl-nucleotide exchange factor activity.
GAUCUGGAUCCAGAACCGGCGAGGCUGGAGGGGGGAGGCGGCGGUGGCCAGGCUGGGUCGACCUCAGGUAGAGGCCAUGGCGAGCUGUCCAGACUCCGCAGCUCCUCCCUGGAGAUCAAGGAGAAAGAAAUAAGAGAAAAGGGGUCGGAGAUCCUCAGGGAGCAGCUGGAUGCUGCAAAAAAGGAACUGAAACUUAAAGACAAGGAGUGUGAGCGUCUGUCGCAAGUGAGGAAUCAGCUGGAGCAGGAGCUGGAGGAGCUGACUGCCAGUCUGUUUGAGGAAGCUCACAAGAUGGUGCGUGAAGCUAACGUGAAACAAGCAGCAGCAGAGAAACAGCUGAAGGAGGCUCAGGGGAAGAUUGACGUCCUGCAAGCAGAGGUGACGGCGCUCAAAACCCUGGUGCUGACGUCCACGCCGUCCUCGCCGAACCGCCAGCUGCAUCCACAGCUGCAGGCGUCAGGUAGCCGAGGAGCGCACAAACACGUCCGCAAUAAAAGUGCCAGCGGGGGAUUUUCAUCCCUGCCUGGAAAAGCAGAACCUCCAUCAGGAUCCAUGCAGCCUGCAGCCAGAGAGGACCGAGAGAUGGACUCGGUUCUGUUUGCAGAGUUCCUGAUGUGGAAGGAAGCUCCGAGUCUGGACCGCUCCUCCGCCUUCCUGAGCCGGAUCUACCGAGAAGACGUGGGACCCUGCCUGUCCUUCACCAGAUCGGAGCUGUCUCAGCUGGUUCAGAGCGCCGUGGAAAACAACUCUCUGACUAUCGAGCCGGUGGCCAUGUCAGCACUGCCCAUGGUGAAAGCCUCGGCCAUGGAGUGUGGAGGCCCUAAGAAAUGUGCGCUCAGCGGCAUGUCGCGGCUCUGCCGGCAUCGCAUCAAACUCGGAGACAAGGGGAACUACUACUACAUCUCUCCAUCCAGCCGAGCUCGGAUCACAGCUGUGUGUAAUUUCUUCACCUACAUCCGGUACAUCCAGCAGGGCCUGGUGAGGCAUGAUGCGGAGCAGAUGUUUUGGGAGAUAAUGCGUCUUCGCAGAGAGAUGAAUCUGUCCAAAUUAGGCUUUUACCUCACCGAGCAGGGCUAGAGGACCCGAGAGCCCCCCCACCCCACCCCACAGCGUGAACCGUGGACUCUUAAUACUGUGGUAACACACUCAUCUUUGAUCAGGUCGUGCAGCAUUAACGCUGCGGCAGCGGUCGACCAACAAGGGACGCAAGCCACGCUUGAAAUAGCAAAAAAAACAAACAAACAAAAAAAAAAAACUAAAACACUUAGGAUGAAACCACGAUAGCAUGACAUUGAUGGGGGUUUCAUU